AUGGACAAACUUCAUGAGAUGUGGGAGAACUUUCAAUUGAAUGAAGAGGAAGGUGCGGCUAUAGACAUUGAAGAGGAGGGGAUCCCUAAAGUCCUCCGUAAAGGUGAUAGGAGUUUGAUCAGUAAGAUUUGGUCGGAUCGGCAGAUUGGAAAAAACAUAGUUGAGACUACUAUGGCAAAGGUGUGGAGGCUAAGCAAACCGGCCAUCUUCACUAAGAUGGGGAAAAACAUAUUUAUCAUCACUUUCGCAACACAUGCGGAUAAGAAUCGUGUGAUGAGUGGGAGGCCAAGGUUCUUUGAUGGUCAAAUGUUUGUGAUGAAGGCUUUCGAUGGGUAUACCCCACUCAAUAAAAUGUCUUUUGAUGAUGUUGUUUUAUGGGUCCAGUUCCAUAAUCUACCACUGUUUGGUAUGUCACGGGAGUGUGGGGAGAGGUUAGGAAGUUCUUUAGGAGUGGUGGAAGAGGUUGAAGUGGAUGGGGAUGAUGUGGGGUGGAGUAGGUUCCUACGAGUCAAAAUUUUGUUAAAUCUGAAAAAACCUUUGGCCAGAGGAUGGACUAUUACUUUGCAAGGUUUGAAAACCUGGAUUCCUAUCCAGUAUGAGAAGUUGCUGCGUUUUUGUCUGCAGUGUGGAAGGAUUGUUCAUGAGGAAAAAGGAUGUACAGUUCCUAUUCUUAUGGAGACGAGCAAUAGGCAGUUUGGAAGCUGGCUUCGAGCAGAACCAGGAGGUCAGAGAUUUCGUGGCUCUAGCCAAACAUGGAACAGUUCGCUGACUAAGAGUAGUCCGAAGGAGAAAGGGAAGGCCACGAUGGGGUGGUGA
Molecule: messenger RNA, 816 nt
Organism: Juglans regia (Persian walnut)
Lineage: Eukaryota; Viridiplantae; Streptophyta; Magnoliopsida; Fagales; Juglandaceae
Exons: 1
Coding region: 1-816 (271 amino acids)
Source: RefSeq, a predicted model, not a curated record